Molecule: messenger RNA, 737 nt
Organism: Meleagris gallopavo (turkey)
Lineage: Eukaryota; Metazoa; Chordata; Aves; Galliformes; Phasianidae
Source: RefSeq, a predicted model, not a curated record
GCAGCGCCGCCGCCGGCUCCUACCACUGCACAGCCCGCGGCCCCACCGGGACCAGCGCCAGCGUGUCCCCUGCCGUCACCCUGCGCGUCCUCUACCCCCCCCGGGUCCCAGUGCUCAGCUCCUUGCUGGAGGCUCCCGGCGGGCGCGGGGCAGUGCUGCGGUGCCACAUGGACAGCCGCCCCCCGGCGCUGCUGCGGCUCCACAAGGACGGGGUUCUGCUGGCCUCCAGCCCGCCGGACCCCUGGGCCACCGCAGAGCGGCUCAGCGUCACCGCGGCCACCAACAGCCUGCGGGUGGGCAUCAGUGAUGUGCAGCUGGAGGACGAGGGGGAGUACGAGUGCUCUGCCAGCAACGCCUACGGCAACGCCAGCACCACCGCAAACCUGACGGCAGGCACCGCCCACCUCUGGAUCUCUCCGUCCCCGGACGUCCUGGAAGGCGACACCGUCAACCUGACCUGCGCCGUCCACAGCGGCGCCCGGGCAGCUCUGACCUACACGUGGUACAGGGACGGGGUGCCGCUCAGCUCCGGCCCCGACCCGACCAUCACCAUCCUCAGCGCGACCUCCGCCGCCGCCGGAUCCUACAGCUGUACGGCGCACGGCCCCAGCGGCAGCCGCAGCACAGCGCCAAGAGCCCUGCGUGUGCACUGUGAGUGGGGGCUUUGGGGGCACAGCCCUGAGCCUGAGGGGGAGAACACCGCGACACCGCCCUCGUUUUAGGGCCCCCUAACCCUA